Molecule: messenger RNA, 1520 nt
Organism: Haliotis rufescens (red abalone)
Lineage: Eukaryota; Metazoa; Mollusca; Gastropoda; Lepetellida; Haliotidae
Product: galactoside alpha-(1,2)-fucosyltransferase 2-like
Exons: 2
Coding region: 48-1121 (357 amino acids)
Biological process (GO): carbohydrate metabolic process
Cellular component (GO): membrane
Molecular function (GO): galactoside 2-alpha-L-fucosyltransferase activity
Source: RefSeq, a predicted model, not a curated record
AUCUGGGAAGGUUUUGGAAAACUGUAGACGUGAACCCUGUGAGCAAGAUGUUCUGUCAGGAUGUCAUUUGGAAGCAUGUUUUUAAAAGAGAUCGAAGACUAAAAUAUAUGGUUCUACUUGGUAUUGCCACCAUAGUGGUGUACGGAUUCCACGUGUCAAGUCAUCUACCAACAGUCGUAGAACCUUCGAAGUCUGGCAUCAAAGAUGGCGUCGAGGAGAAUCAGCAGACACAUAUAGGAACGCCGAGCCAAAAUCUGAAUAAAAAGCCGUCUAACAGUAUAUCCGAAAACCGAAACAAACAUUUCAUUAUAUGUAUGGAAUCUGGUCGCCUUGGAAACGCGAUGUUUACUUAUGCAUCUAUUUAUGGUAUUGCGUCGGGAAAGAAUAUGAGUGUUGUCAUUGAUGAAAGCAACCCGCUGGUGAAACAUUUCAAAUUGGACGCGAAAAGUAUGAAGAUUCAGUCGCUAAGCGGUUAUUUAAAACUGGUCGAAAAAAGUUCGUGUGACUUCGACCAAACAUUGACUAAGUUCGACCCAAUCAGAAAUGUCAUGAUAGAACGGUAUUUGCAAUCAUGGCUAUACUUCUCUCACGUCCAGAACAAAAUCCGGAGUCAAUUUGAUUUCACAGAUUCUACAAAAGCAUCGGCUGAUGGUAUUCUUAAUAAGAUUCGUGAGGAAAGGUCAUUGUCAGCCAACGCGAGUGCCACCUUAGUCGGCAUCCACUACAGAAGGGGGGACUUUGUGGAGAAACAUUUCAAGGAUUUUGGUUAUCAGCUUGCCCCAGUGGAAUAUAUUCAACGUGCAAUGGAGUACUUCCGCUUGAGGUACAGUCACGUGACUUUCGUCCUUGCCACUACUUCCGCUGUAUUCAUAAAGGAUCUUCUGAAGGAUGGUGAUGUCAUACAUGUGACUGGAGGUACAGCGAUAGCAGAUAUGGCUAUUAUGGCGAGAUGUGACCAUUUGAUUCAAACUGUCGGGACGUAUGGAUGGUGGUCAGGAUUUCUAAACAGGGGUACUGUUGUGUAUUAUAAAUACCCAGCAAGAGAAGGAUCUGAAUUACGAAAAUUGUUUAGUAGUGACUAUUCAAGUUUUUUUUACCCCAAAUGGAUUGGAAUGGAAUGAACGGGGAGCUAUUUUCAUCUGGUGCUUCAUCUUGAGGGAUUCUGUCUGAUUCAUAAACAUUUUUAGAGGGCAUGAGAAAUUUUAAGUCUGAGAAAAAUUCUCAGAAUAUUUUGGAUAGGGCCCCAGACUCGGUGACUUGGUUGAUUGUGUGGCAUACCAUCCCGACGGUGUGAGGCGUUGCUCAUAGCACAAACCAUCGGAUGGGUGCGGCGUAAAACUAACAUGAGGCCUUUGCUGGGUAUUAAGAAGUUGAUGGUUCGUACAGGCAUCGAUGUAUGGUUGGUUGGUUGUUUGGUUGUUUAACGCCGCACUCAGCAAUAUUCCAGCUAUAUGACGGCGGUCUGUAAAUAAUGGAGUCUGGACCAGACAAUCCAGUGAUUAUUAUCAUGAGCAUCAGUC